Messenger RNA from Helianthus annuus (common sunflower), 672 nucleotides. RefSeq lists its product as uncharacterized. The coding region runs from base 1 to 672 and encodes 223 amino acids. The transcript has a single exon. The record is from RefSeq and is a predicted model, not a curated record. NCBI's taxonomy places the organism in Eukaryota, Viridiplantae, Streptophyta, Magnoliopsida, Asterales, Asteraceae.
AUGAUCAUACAAGAUCAUCCUCUUGCAAGAAGGAGGUACUACAAUCGGGAACGUGAGCCUGGUGAGGCACGUUUGAUGCAAGACUACUUUGUUGAUAACCCAACGUAUGAUCAAUCAACCUUUCGGCAUAGAUUUCGGAUGCAAAAACCAUUAUUCCUACGUAUAGUGGCUGCCGUUACGGCCAGCGACAUAUAUUUUCAACAAAGACGUGAUGCCACAGGUAGACAAGGUCUUUCACCAUUGCAGAAGUGUACUGGAGCUAUGCGGGUGUUAGCGUAUGGGACAUCAGCAGAUGCACAUGAUGAAUAUUUUAGAAUGAGUGAAACUGUAACAAGGGCUUCUCUUAUAAAGUUCGUAGAAGGUGUUAUUUCAUGCUUCGGUCAAGAGUACCUUAGAAGGCCAAAUAAUGGUGAUUUAGCAAGAUUACUCCAUGUUGGGGCAUACCGUGGAUUCCCAGGAAUGGUAGGCAGUAUUGACUGUAUGCACUGGGAAUGGAAAAAUUGUCCCACUGCUUGGGCCAAGCAAUAUGCAGGUAGAAGCGGUAAACGAACAAUUAUUUUAGAAGUCGUUGCAUCAUAUGACUUAUGGAUAUGGCAUGCAUUCUUCGGAACACUAGGUACGUGCAAUGACAUUAAUGUCCUUCAGCGAUCUCCUGUUUUUGAUGAUGUGUGA